Messenger RNA from Scomber scombrus (Atlantic mackerel), 2708 nucleotides. Its product is annotated as cell cycle control protein 50A-like. Bases 170 to 1276 code for a protein of 368 amino acids. The transcript is spliced from 7 exons. The record is from RefSeq and is a predicted model, not a curated record. Gene Ontology annotation, biological process: phospholipid translocation. Gene Ontology annotation, cellular component: endoplasmic reticulum; plasma membrane; Golgi apparatus. Lineage: Eukaryota; Metazoa; Chordata; Actinopteri; Scombriformes; Scombridae.
GUGCUUUUCUACCUAACUAUAAGCCUUUUAAAGCAAUGGAUUAACUCGACACUUCACUAAAGAAACAACAACAACAAACAGACAGAAAAACAAACAAAUGACAACGUAAAGUGAAUUAAAUCCGGUGUUUGUAACAAGUUUUUAAGCAGCGAGGAGCAACACUGCAGCCAUGAUGGCGUCUAGUUACAACGCCAAAGACGAGGACGGACACAUCACAGUGACCGGGCCCGGAGGAGGCUCUCUGCGGGGGAAGAAGCCCGAAAACACGGCUUUCAAACAGCAGAGACUACCAGCAUGGCAGCCCAUCCUCACUGCGGGCACCGUGCUGCCUGCCUUCUUCAUCAUCGGCCUCAUCUUCAUCCCCAUCGGCAUCGGCCUGUUUGUGACGUCCAACAACAUCAAGGAGUUUGAGAUCGACUACACAGGAGUCGAUAUGUCCAGUCCGUGCUUCAACUGCUCCCAGCACUUCAGCUGGAACAGCACCAAGCCGUGUACCUGUACCAUCCCCUUCUACCUGGACCAGCCAUAUGACAGCAACGUCUUCAUGUAUUACGGCCUCUCCAACUUCUACCAAAACCACCGUCGCUACGUCAAGUCGAGAGACGACAGCCAGCUGAAUGGAGACUUGGAGUCCCUCAAGAGACCCAGCAAGGAGUGUGAGCCAUAUGCUUUUCAUGAAAACAAGCCAAUCGCGCCGUGUGGAGCCAUCGCCAACAGCAUGUUCAACGACACGUUGGAGCUGUUUUACAACGACCCGAACGGCACAAAGAUCCAGAUUCCUCUGAUGACUACGGGUAUCGCCUGGUGGACGGAUAAGCACGUGAAGUUCAGGAACCCAGGAAGUAGCCCGAACCUCACCGCUGUUUUCCAAGGUACGACGAAGCCGCUGAACUGGCGCCGGCCCGUGUACGAGCUGAGCGGCGACGCCAACAACACCGGCUUCAUCAACGAGGAUUUCAUCGUGUGGAUGAGAACCGCCGCUCUGCCCACCUUCAGAAAGCUUUACCGCAUCAUCAGUAAGAACAACAACAACAUGGUGCCAACACUCGCCAGAGGAAACUACACCCUGGAAGUCGUCUACAAUUAUCCCGUCCGCAGCUUCGAGGGCAGGAAGCGGAUGAUCCUGAGCACCAUCUCCUGGAUGGGAGGCAAGAACCCGUUCCUGGGCAUCGCUUACAUCACCGUUGGCUCCGUCUGCUUCUUCCUGGGCGUCGUCCUGCUGAUCAUUCACCACAAAUACGGCAACCGCAACAACAGCGCCGACAUCUCCAACUGAGACGCCGGCUGUAGUCUAGUUCAGCUCCCUCUGCACUGCGGAGAACGCUGAUCCUGUGACACAUCGGCCUUUUUAAACUUUGAUCUGUCGGCUGGAGUUGUAGAUGAAUAAAAUAAUAUCCACGUGAACUUCCUCAGCUGUCAAACAUUAGAUUUCGGCUGAUUAUAUUUGCCAAAGUGAACGGAAAAGUAGUCAAAAAUCAGCAGCCAAUGUCAACGUCUUACCACUUUGUGCAGAUUUUUUAGUCCUGGCUGGAUAUCAGACUGAUGUGUCACAUGAUCAACUGCCUUAAGAGUCGGAUAUGAAUUCAGAGACUUCCUCUUCAGGCCUGGAAAGACUUGAGAAGUAAUGCAGAUUUAAUAAAAAAGAUAUUUCAGGUCUGUUCAAGUUUUUUUUUCCAGAUGUUGUCCUACCUGGAACAAGAGAAAGUUUAAUUAUAUCAAGGAAAAAUGAAUCAGAAACUUGAGUAAAUCAGCUGUUGCCUUGAUACUAUCAGAUAAAUCUAAUAAAAGCCCGACAGAAACCUUAAAUCCUGGCAAAAAGAAAAAGAGUUUGGAGUCUAAGAAGUAAUAUUUGUUAAACUUUCCGGACCUGUGUAGGAUCUCUGACGUGUUACGGUGCAUUCAGGUGCAGUUAAAGUGAACGCUACUUCUACUACUACUAAGUCUUGAGUUGCAUGCUGGGUAUCGGAGUUGUUAAUGUGAUCGCGGAGCUGCUCGAGCGGCUCGUCUUUGUGCCUCGUUUUUCGCCUGGUAAACGUCUAACUCGCUUUAAAAACUAAUAUCACGCUUUAAUCGAGUCAUAGCACUGACAAAAUGUGCCAGGAGUGAUCAUCCUGACAGUUUGGAAGCUGUACAAAUGACAUGUUUUUUGUUUUUUUUGUAUUUAUUUGAUUGUUUUUUUAUUUUUUAUGUUUGCAUUGUGAAGCCAGUAUUUGCACGCCUGACCUCACGUUUUUUUUGAGUAACUAAAAAUUGUGUGUGAAUCUGAAAAAGGUAGAAAAACACGUACUUUUCAAUGGUGUCACAGCUUCAUUCAUUGUCGUUUACAUGCAGUAAUAAUCAAUAAUCAAUACAGCAUGACGGAUCAAUAGUACAGUAAGAAUUCAAUACAUGUGAUUUAAAUGUGUUUCUAUGUUUAUGUCACUUUAACAUUUACACUGCAGAGUUUAACACGUUUGAACACUCACUUCCUGCCAUUUUUCAGCUGUUUAGAGAACUGCUGAGAACAUAACGAGCUAGUCAAAUAAACACAGCAUGUUGAAAUGUACUGAGUUAAAAUGUGUUUUUUCUUCUUCUUUUCUUUUCUUAUGUUUCGUUAUGAUUCAUUUGUAAUUAAGAGAUGCAAUAGAUUUGAUUUUUUGUUUUGAUACUUCAUCUGUAAUUGUAUUGUUGCUUUAAAAAGAAAUAAAUAUGUCUUUUAAAAAUCUGAA